GUAUCUUGUCCUUUCGAUUCUUAAGCUCUGCCAUGCAUACCGACCUACACUCGCUGAGUAUAUACCCAACGGUCUAACGUCCUCGAGUUGCAAGUUCCCGAUGUUGGACGGCGAGGUUACUGCACAUCAUGGACUUAGCAGUGAUAAUAGAAGCUGAGAAGAUCGCUGCUCACAAGCUGGAAACCUCGAGCUUGUCCCCAUUACCAGACGAUCUACGGCGAGGCCUCAUUGCCAUAGCUUUCUUUGGAUUCCUGUCCCUCAUUGCGUCGCUUACGCUAUUCGUAAUCCUCACAUAUCGAAUCGUAUCAUGGCGGCGACAAUCGAAUCGACCAACAUCACAAUUCGUCCUUCUCAUCUACAAUCUCGUCAUUGCCGACAUCCAACAGAGCGUCUCCUUCAUGCUCGCGGUGGUGUGGCUAGCAAGGAAUGGCCUCGAGGUAGGCACGCGGACAUGCUGGGCUCAAGCCUGGUUCGUCAGCGUAGGAGAUCUCGCGAGCGGAGUGUGGUGUUUUGCAAUCGGAGUGCACACGUUUGCAUCUAUAUUGUUUAACUAUCGCCUCAGCCCGGUGAAGUUCCAUGCGUCCGUUUUAGCUGGGUGGGCAUUUGUGUAUGGGUGCAAUAUUAUUGUAGUGUCGAUGCACCCGAACAUAUUUGUUCGAGCUGGUGCAUGGUGCUGGGUGGAUUCCAGAUACGAGAGUAUUCGUCUCUGGCUUCACUAUUUCUGGAUCUUUAUCUUCGAAUUCGGCACCAUCAUCGUCUACGCCGCCAUGUUCAUCAUCCUCCGCGCCCGGAUUCGGUCUCAAUCCCAUCCCGACUUCGCAACCUCUGCAUCUCUCAAGCAUGCCAGUUCCGCCGCGAAACUGAUGGUCGUCUAUCCUAUCGUCUAUGUUGUCUGUACCCUUCCCCUUGCCUCCGCCCGUGUCGCCGCCAUGGCCGGACACCGCCUCUCGAUCGUCCAUCUCUGCGUCGCAGGCGCCAUGAUCACCUCCAACGGAUGGCUUGACGUUCUCCUCUACACCAUGACUCGUCGAAUCAUGAUCUUCAGCGACGAACCUCCCCCAGAUACUCUUGGCAUCGACACUUUCCAGGUCCCCUUUUGGAGCAAUGGCGGCGCCGAAACGCGCUUCGGCACAACUACUGUCAUCGAAGCCACCGGCCCCGGAGCCGCUGCUUUGCAUUCUGGCAGUACCAGUCGAACGGGCUACCAUCAACGCGGUAAAGGCUACACCCCUGGCUCCAGUAGGGGCCAUUCCAGCAAUGGCCGACAUGGCCGACGACCCAGUGUAGCCAAUGUCCUUGGCCUUGGAGGCGUCGACCGAAAAGGGAACAAUAGCCGACAAAAUUCAUCCCACGAGAGCACCGAUGAGCUAUGGGGCUCGUCAAAACCCUCGCUCUGUACCCUCGACCUAAGCACGGGUGUCCAGACACAGACGACAGUCGAAGUGACGAGCGAUCCGCUGCCGCUCGAGCUAGUCGAGUAUGGCGGCUUCGAGGACUACUUGAGAAAUGAGCGAGGGCAUCGGAGACCAGGCGACGGCGCCGAGUCACCGGAGGACGCCAUGAAUUUGAAUUUCCAAACGAAGCCAGAUGGGUACUAGAAUGGUACUCGGCUUCGGUUUUUUCUUUUUUCGGUUUAUAUGAGUUGCAUACCUUGCACACAAUACGGGACUAAGGGCACUGGAAGUGGGAGCGACUCCCUCGAAUAGAUGUUAUUGUGCUCAUCAAGCAUAUAUGGAUGGCGUUAUCGUCGUGGGACCUAUCCCUGGGUCAGAAACGGGCAUGACAAAAACGAUUUCCUUGGUGUUGACGACAGUUACUAGACUCAUUGGGACACUGAAGGCGUUACGUCCUGGCAGGGCAACGACUGUGCAUAUUUUCGGGCAUUAUCACUGG
Messenger RNA from Eremomyces bilateralis CBS 781.70, 1893 nucleotides. RefSeq lists its product as uncharacterized. The record is from RefSeq and is a predicted model, not a curated record. Gene Ontology annotation, cellular component: plasma membrane. The coding region runs from base 129 to 1598 and encodes 489 amino acids. Gene Ontology annotation, biological process: cell surface receptor signaling pathway; adenylate cyclase-activating G protein-coupled receptor signaling pathway. The transcript is spliced from 2 exons. Lineage: Eukaryota; Fungi; Ascomycota; Dothideomycetes; Eremomycetales; Eremomycetaceae. Gene Ontology annotation, molecular function: G protein-coupled receptor activity.